Pelmatolapia mariae (spotted tilapia) is the source of this 1351-nucleotide messenger RNA. RefSeq names its product tyrosine-protein phosphatase non-receptor type substrate 1-like. The record is from RefSeq and is a predicted model, not a curated record. Gene Ontology annotation, cellular component: external side of plasma membrane. Lineage: Eukaryota; Metazoa; Chordata; Actinopteri; Cichliformes; Cichlidae. Bases 176 to 805 code for a protein of 209 amino acids. Gene Ontology annotation, biological process: cellular response to lipopolysaccharide; cell surface receptor signaling pathway; immune response. The transcript has 5 exons.
CAACCUGAGCCCGGAGUGUCUUUACUCGGGUUGGAGGUGGUGUGUGUGGCCGGUUUUUCUCCUGUAUUUAUUGAAGGACUCCGGGAUCUUGGAUCUGCGCUGAAGAGUAUCUGACACUUGUGCCCAUGCUCCAUUUCCACACCUCAGCUGCCAAUAACCACUCAAGAGGAAGAAGAUGAUUUUCACAGGUGGUUCAAUCCUGUCGCCACAAAGAUCGUGCAAAAACCUCUCGAAGAUGUGUCUUCAAAUCUGCUUAUGGCUUUUUUUGGCGCUCACUUCGAUAGUUGACACUCUGGACUACAAAAACAUCAUAUCUCCCCUUGGCCAGCAGGUCAUUCUGCCAUGUAAUGCUCCUGGAAAUAUGGUAGUCCUCGCCAUGCAGUGGUCCAGACGUGGCCUGGAAGAAUACGUGCUGAACUAUCGUGAUGACCAACUUGAUCCAGAGGGCCAAGAUCCGUCUUAUACGGGCCGGGUAAACCUGACCAACACACAGAAUGGAAAUUUCUCAAUGAUACUGAUGAACAUGAUGACUGCUGACAUUGGAACAUACGAGUGUGUAGCCUUCCAGAGAAGACCAGGGAUGGACUAUGAAAUCCUCAGCAUCAUAAACCUGAAUGUCAGUCAGUCAGAUGAAGUCAGCAGUGGCGCAGCUACAGGAAGAAACCAUCUCAUUGUGUCACUGUCAGUUAUUGCAGGGAUCAUUCUGGUGGCUGGUAUUCUCUAUAUCUAUAUUAGGUACCAAACAAACAUUGGAUCCUCACCUUCCCCCCAAUAUGAAAUGACAUCAACAUCUCAGCAUGUCUAAAUUAGAAAGACCCUCAAAUUUAUUCCAAACAUCUAAAACUUAAAAUGACAGUUAAAAGCUGGAGUCGGGCUUGUAGUAAAAAGCACAGAGAAGUUAAUUAGAGUAGAAUAAUAGAAGCUCGGAUCCAUUUACCGUUUAACCUACAUUAAGCAAAUUCAGAUUGUGGUUUGGCUCUGAACCACUUCGAUUUGUGCCUUUGUCAUAUGUUUCCUAAUGCUGGCUGUAUAUAUAUCACGUGAUAGAUUGGCUGGGAUUUUUAAGAGAUUUCUAUGUACUAUUUACCACUAAGAGCGCUGUGGAGCCCAUCGAGAAUGAAACUUUAACUUUGGUUAAAAAAAAAUUACCGAAAGAAUUUAUAUUUCAUAACAAAGUCAACAGAGCAAACAUUAUGGCGCGCAACAAGUUCAUGCACCAAAUUUGGAACGAGUCCAAAUUAAGUUUCUUUCAAAGCUUUACUUCACAAUAUGAACCUUAACAAGUCAUACACUUAAUGUGUAAACCUUAUGCAAAAGUAUUUAUUAUAAUGCACUGAAACUUUUUAUUUAU